This is a messenger RNA of Lagenorhynchus albirostris (white-beaked dolphin), 1824 nucleotides long. RefSeq names its product protein tyrosine phosphatase 4A1 (gene PTP4A1). The transcript has 5 exons. Bases 35 to 778 code for a protein of 247 amino acids. Gene Ontology annotation, molecular function: protein tyrosine/serine/threonine phosphatase activity; protein tyrosine phosphatase activity. Gene Ontology annotation, cellular component: nucleus. NCBI's taxonomy places the organism in Eukaryota, Metazoa, Chordata, Mammalia, Artiodactyla, Delphinidae. The record is from RefSeq and is a predicted model, not a curated record. Gene Ontology annotation, biological process: protein dephosphorylation.
AUAACCCUAUUGAGUGUUUUUUAACUAAAUUAACAUGGCUCGAAUGAACCGCCCAGCUCCUGUGGAAAUCACUUACAAGAACAUGAGAUUUCUUAUUACACACAAUCCAACUAAUGCGACCCUAAACAAAUUUAUAGAGGAACUUAAGAAGUACGGAGUUACCACAGUAGUAAGAGUAUGUGAAGCAACUUACGACACUAGUCUUGUGGAGAAAGAAGGCAUCCAUGUUCUCGAUUGGCCUUUUGAUGAUGGCGCACCACCAUCUAACCAGAUUGUUGAUGAUUGGUUAAGUCUUGUGAAAAUUAAGUUUCGUGAAGACCCUGGUUGUUGUAUUGCUGUUCAUUGUGUUGCAGGCCUUGGGAGAGCUCCAGUGCUUGUCGCCCUAGCAUUAAUUGAAGGUGGAAUGAAAUACGAAGAUGCAGUACAGUUCAUAAGACACGGCGUGGAGCUUUUAACAGCAAGCAACUUUUGUAUUUGGAGAAGUAUCGUCCUAAAAUGCGGCUGCGCUUCAAAGACUCUAAUGGUCAUAGAAACAACUGUUGCAUUCAGUAAAACUGGGGUGCCUGAUGCCAUUGCUUGGAAGUGGAACCUAGACAGGACGGGAUUUGUCAUACAUGUUAGCCAGCAUGUUGGCUUGGUGAAGUCUGAUGAAGCUUCCAUAGGAGUGUUGAAACGCAGUUUUACCAGGCCACAAGCCUGGCAGAAUUGCACCCUCUGUUUGGGUUAUGAUCAACCUACUUGGACACUUAGCAAAGGAUUCUUGCUGUUCAGCAUUUAAAAUGUGCUUAUCGUUUGUACCAAUUGACUUUUCCUGAAAUCAUGCAGUAUGGAGUCAUUCAUGUCUUUAAAUGUGUUUCCAUGCCAGAUUCUUAUCAGUAUAUAAGAAAUUUAGAAAGACUAGGUGCCAAAAUACCCAGCACAAUUCUUGUUGUUUUUAGUAUCAUAUCGAACUAAAAUCCCAGGAACUAUGAAAACUCUGGACCUUAUGUGUUUUAUUCUUUCCAUCAUUUCAAACAUAGAAAGUAGGGCCUAUAAGGUUAUUUGAUCACAAUAUGUUUACAUCUUCCACAUUCAUACCAGUAUACAUCAGAUUUGCUCGUUUGUUUUUUUUUAAUUAACCAAGUCUUACCAGUGAUUAUUUAAUGUCUUUCUAUAAAUCUCAUUUUGUGCUGUCAUGGAAGACCUCCGUUUUGAAAAUCUACAUUGUACAGAAGCACAUGUCUUUAAUGUCUCCAGACAAAAAAGCCUUACAGUUAAUUUUAAUAUUUGCACUUUGGGGUGCAACUUACAGGGAGGGCCUGAAAAAAGGAAUGGGAGGGGGCUAUUAAGUAUUUUUAGUAAAAUGUUGCCUUUGUCUUGUGCAGAACAUGUAGAAUAUGCGCUUUAAUUUAGUAAAUAUUUUUUUAAAAGGUAGAAAUACUUUGUUAUGGUAGCUAAAACAAUUCUUAAUCAUAAAAUUUCUGAAAUUCUUGUAAUUUUUUUUCAAACUUAUCUGAAGUUGUUUACCAACUUAUUUUUGUUUGAAGUGUGAUUCCCAACCUUUCUUGCAAAAAACAAAAAAGUGGGUUUCUGCUAAUGAAUUGAGCAGACAUUUAAUAUUUUAUAUGCCUUUUGAGCUGUGUAACUUAAUAUUUGGAUACUUGACAAUUUGUUUUAUUAUGUGAUUGAUAAAAUGGUGAUGUGUAUUAAUGUCAGCUCAACCAUAUAUUUAUACUGUCCGGGAACAUGUGGUUAUAGUUCUGUGGGAGAAAUAAUUUGUCAGUGUUCACCAGCUUGUAAAAAUCUAGUGUGAGAGCUUAAACAUUAAAUAAAUGAUGAAAUGCA